Molecule: messenger RNA, 936 nt
Organism: Eutrema salsugineum
Lineage: Eukaryota; Viridiplantae; Streptophyta; Magnoliopsida; Brassicales; Brassicaceae
Product: UDP-glycosyltransferase 86A1
Exons: 2
Coding region: 1-936 (311 amino acids)
Molecular function (GO): UDP-glycosyltransferase activity
Source: RefSeq, a predicted model, not a curated record
AUGUCGAAGAAUAAUCGUGAAGACGUGAUCGAUUACGUACCAGGGGUUGAAGCAAUAGAGCCAAAGGACUUGAUGUCAUACCUGCAAGUAAGCGACAAAGACAUAGACACAAACACAGUCGUCUAUAGAAUACUAUUCAAGGCCUUUAAAGACGUCAAGAGAGCCGAUUUCGUAUUAUGCAACACCGUACAAGAACUCGAACCAGGCUCUCUCUCGGCUCUACAAGCCAAACAACCCGUUUAUGCUAUCGGUCCGGUUUUCUCAACCCAAGCGGUUGUCCCCACGAGUCUAUGGGCCGAGUCAGAUUGUACCGAAUGGCUCAAGGGCCGGCCUGCCGGGUCAGUCUUAUACGCCUCGUUCGGUAGCUAUGCGCAUAUUGGUAAGAACGAGAUCGUUGAGAUAGCCCAUGGGCUUUUACUAAGUGGGCUUAGUUUUAUUUGGGUUUUACGUCCCGAUAUAGUUGGAACCGAUGUGCCGGAUUAUCUACCAGUCGGGUUUGUGGAUCAGGCCCAAGGUCGAGGCCUUUUGGUCCAGUGGUGUUGUCAGAUGGAAGUGAUCUCAAACCGGGCGGUUGGAGGGUUUUUAACACAUUGUGGAUGGAAUUCGGUUCUAGAGAGCGUUUGGUUAGGUUUACCGUUGUUGUGUUAUCCGCUUUUAACCGAUCAGUUCACGAAUAGGAAGCUUGUGGUUGAUGAUUGGCGCAUUGGGAUUAACCUUUGUGACAAGAAGCCGAUCACAAGGGACCAAGUCUCGGCUAAUGUUAGAAAGCUGAUGAUUAACGGAGAAUCUUCUUGUGAGCUGAGAAACAACGUUAAAAAGGUUAAACAUCAUUUAAAAGAUGCGGUUACAGCCGUUGGAUCUUCGGAGAAGAACAUUAAGUCGUUCGUUGGUGAGGUCCGAGAUGUAAUGGAAACUAAAUUACGUAAUGUAAUGUAA